This is a messenger RNA of Aspergillus uvarum CBS 121591, 1108 nucleotides long. RefSeq lists its product as uncharacterized. The coding region runs from base 95 to 952 and encodes 285 amino acids. The record is from RefSeq and is a predicted model, not a curated record. The transcript has 3 exons. NCBI's taxonomy places the organism in Eukaryota, Fungi, Ascomycota, Eurotiomycetes, Eurotiales, Aspergillaceae.
UCCGUGGCUGCCCCGUCAGUCAUAUACCUUGUCAGCGAGUGCAUUCUACGACUGGCCGCGACGUGGUGAUUUCGCUUCACAGGAGCAGCGCUUCAUGGCAUGCAUUCCACUUCAACGAGAUGGGUACUUUCUGUAUGCUCUGACUGCCUUUUGUUCGCCCCGAGGUCUUGUUGGUCUGGGUACCUUUUUUGAAAACCCAUCAGGUGAUGAUCAAUCAGUAUCAUGGUAUGGCCAACAAGAGGGCUGCCCAGUACAUGUCAGACUUGAAAAUGGCGAGGUAUUGACAUCAAUAUCGGUCUUCUGGGGUACUAUCUCUACACCAUAUCUCACCUGUACAACAAAUCGUGGUCGUAACCUGAGUCUCGGUCCAUACAUAUCCCCCGAGGAGACGCGAAUCCAAACAUUAUAUAACGGGGCCGCAGGUGACGCUAUAGAUCUUUUUUACGAGAUAUCUCCAGGUUUGCCUGCCUUUACAAGCCUGGGCAUUAUCGGGUCACCGAAUCUAUCGACAUGGGAAACAAGGCCGCACUCUAGCAUGGUUCCAUCUAUGCCAUUCCAUUUCAAUCAACUGGGCCUGCUAGAAUCCUCCCCUUGGACCAGCUUUACUUCUCAAGCUUCAUAUACUGAUAUCAAAGCGCUCAAAGUCUGCUACGUAGGACCUCGCUGUACAGGCAUGCUCAUUUCAUAUAAUAAUGACAGCAGCUUGGGUAUCCUAGGACAGUGGUACGAGAGCACCUCGCACCAAGCUAAUAUCGUCGAGCUUGCUCAUCAAUCAAACCAUGUUUUGAGGUUCUCGUUGGCGGUCAGUGAGGGAUACGAGUAUGUUGAAAGUAUUCAGUCAAUCCACUCUUCUGUUCUGUCAGAAGUGAGACCGGGGGACAUACUUCCUGGUGAUGAUAUUAUCUGGCUCUAUGCACCGUUUUCCGAUAUUAUUCUUCGGGUACCAGCCUAAUUUGUCACAAAAUCUUUAAAAAGUAGUAACAUAGAUUGUCUUGUUUGCAAUAAGUUGACUACAGCAUCGCGGCAAACCAACCUGUGGUUACCCUGCAUUGAUUUGUCGUCAUAGUUAUCAUCGAUAGCUCUAACCACGUCAUUCAUCAUUGCAAAA